AAAUGUGGUUCUUUUCAUUACUUAGGAAAAGGGUUGUCCGGAGUUGUGAAAGAAGAGAGAGAAUAUAAACUUCUCUCUCCAAAACACUACUUGUUCUUCCAAAUUCUUUCUUCUUCACUCAUGUAAGGAAUGAUUCGCUAGAAUUUCACGUUUCGAUGAAAAUGGAAUUCGCUUUGGGAGGCUAAGUUGGUGGCUGCAAAAAUUCUUGGACGAUCAAUCUUCUCGAGAAGGAGAUGAGUUGCUUUCCUUGCGUAAGCUUUAGGCGUGAGGAUGUACUAGACUAUGAUGAAGAUAUAAACCUAAAAUCCAUCGAAAAAUUAGUUGAUGCAAAGGGAAAGGGAAGUGUCAAGGUUGAAGAAGACGAAGAGGGCGAGGGGCGAGGGCGAGGGAGAGAGAAAGGCAUUUCGAAGAAGGGAAACAUGGCCCGGAGCUUCACGUUCAAGGAACUCGCGGCCGCUACCCAGAAUUUCAAGGAUGCCAACAUGAUCGGGGAAGGCGGGUUUGGCAACGUGUACAAGGGCCGGCUCGACUGUGGCACGGUGGUUGCUGUGAAGCAACUGAAUCUCGAGGGGCUUCAAGGGCACCAAGAAUUUGUGGUGGAGGUGUUGAUGCUGAGUUUGCUGCACCAUCCCAACCUUGUGAAUCUCAUCGGUUACUGCACUCACGCUCAACAAAGGCUCUUGGUUUAUGAGUUCAUGUCCAGAGGCAGCCUCGAGAAUCAUCUCUUUGAUCUAGAGGCGGAUCAAGAGCCACUGAGUUGGGCGACGAGGUUGAAGAUUGCGGUUGGGGCGGCUCGUGGGCUCGAAUACCUCCAUUGCCAGGCAAAUCCACCGGUGAUAUACCGCGAUCUGAAAUCGUCGAACAUAUUAUUGGACAGCGACUUCAACGUGAAGCUGUCCGAUUUCGGGCUGGCCAAGCUGGGGCCGGUGGGCGACAACACCCACGUCUCCACGCGAGUCAUGGGAACCUACGGCUACUGCGCCCCGGAAUACGCCAUGAGCGGCAAGCUCACCUUGAAAUCCGACAUCUACAGCUUCGGAGUCGUGCUGCUCGAGCUCAUCACCGGCCGCAAGGCCAUGGACUUCAGCAAGAAACCGGGAGAGCAAAAUCUUGUCGUAUGGUCGCGGCCAUUUCUAAAGGAUCGGAAAAGGUUCAUAGAGAUGGUGGAUCCUCUACUAGAAGGGCGGUACUCGGCGAAGAGCGUGCAGCACGCCAUCGUUGUGACGGCAAUGUGUCUUCAAGAGCAGGCGAACAAUCGGCCGAGCAUCGCAGACAUAGUGAACGCGCUGGAUUACUUGCAGGAGGAGAGAUCGCCAUCUAACACCAACCUUAAUGUCUCCUUGUCUUAGCUAGAUCCAUCACUAGAUCUUCAUUUUCAUUCUUUCUUUACAACUGCAUAUGUAUAUAUAUACAUCACUUAUAUAUAUAUAUAUAUGUAUGUGUUUAUGUGGAUGAAUCAGUCCCAAAGCGAAUUAGACAUUCAUAUUGAGAUUAGCUUCAUGCCUUUAAUUGAAGCUGUAUCUUUGUGAGCUUUUUACCUUUGUAGCAUCUACCUUAAAAUCAUACCAUCUUUGUUUCCA
Molecule: messenger RNA, 1580 nt
Organism: Salvia miltiorrhiza (redroot sage)
Lineage: Eukaryota; Viridiplantae; Streptophyta; Magnoliopsida; Lamiales; Lamiaceae
Product: probable serine/threonine-protein kinase PBL21
Exons: 6
Coding region: 234-1349 (371 amino acids)
Biological process (GO): protein phosphorylation
Molecular function (GO): ATP binding; protein kinase activity
Source: RefSeq, a predicted model, not a curated record